AUGGGAUAUUCUUUACGGCACCUACAUGAGACUAGAGUUGAUCAAAGGCUUGAAUCGAUUGAAAAAGCUAUGAGAAAAAAUCAUGGUAUUGAACAUUCAGAAAUUAAAAAUAUUGUUGACUCAGGAAGUUUGAGUCUUCCUGCUUUUAUAGCCACUGCUGGAACCACGUUAAUUAUUGGGUAUGGCUUAGGUUGGCGAGGUGGAAGGUUGUACGCACACAGACAAAUCAGAAGGGAGCAAACGAAAUUUAUGGGGCAAAUAAAACAAAAAGUUGGCAAGUACUUGGGAAGGUGAAACCUAGAAGGGGUCGCAAUUCCUGUUCCUUAGAAGGCCAUUAGACAGUGCAAAAGCUCCAGAGAGUGCAAGUAAAGC
This is a messenger RNA of Ziziphus jujuba (common jujube), 372 nucleotides long. RefSeq lists its product as uncharacterized. Bases 1 to 294 code for a protein of 97 amino acids. Lineage: Eukaryota; Viridiplantae; Streptophyta; Magnoliopsida; Rosales; Rhamnaceae. The transcript is spliced from 4 exons. The record is from RefSeq and is a predicted model, not a curated record.